GGGUGGGCGUGACUCCAGCGCUCUGGCAGGGAAGCGCCUGUGCCAGCCCCCCACGUGUCUGCUCCGUUCCGCGGCUGAGCCAGGCAGGCACUGGAGGGCUCCGCUGGCAUGGACGAGCCUGGCGGAGGAGGCGGCGUCGGCGCCGCCGCGAACGGGGCGCUGGGCAAAAGCAAGGCUCAGCCCCAGGCGAAGGGCAGGGAGCUCCUCAGGAGCCAGCGGAAGGAGUCAGAGGGUUCUGUGGACUGUCCCAACCUGGAGUUCGAAUAUGGGAAUGCCGACAGCUACGCUGCUGAACUGUCAGAACUGUACAGUUACACAGAAGAGCCAGAGUUUGCUGCCAACAGGAAGUGCUUUGAAGAGGAUUUUCAAACCAAAGUGAAGAACAAGCAAUGGCUGGAGCUGGACUUGACUCGCCAGAAGGCGUACGUGAUGCAUCUUCUGGAUGGGCUGGAGGUGGUCAACAGGGAGAAGAGGUUACAAGUUGCUCGGGCCAUUCUCUAUUUGGCACAAGGGGUCUUUGGGGAGUGUGACACAGAGGUGGAUGUCCUCCACUGGGUGCGUCACAACAACUUCCUGUUGUACCAGAUGGGAACUUUCACUGCAUUCCUGGAGUUGCUCAACAUGGAAAUGGCCAACAGCGGCAGUGCCCUGAGGAAGCCUGCCAUCUCCCUGGCUGACAGCACUGAGCUCAGAGUGUUACUCAGUGUCAUGUACUUGAUGGUGGAAACCAUGCGAGUGGAGAUGGAGACUGACCCACCACAGUGGAAAGCUGCCCGGGAGUCAUUCAGGACUGAGCUUAGUUUUCCUGUGCACAGUGAGGAGCCUUUUGCGCUCUUACUUUUCACCAUGGUGACCAAGUUCUGCAGCGGGCACGCUCCGCACUUCCCAAUGAAGAAAGUCCUGCUUUUGCUUUGGAAAGUCCUUGUGUUCACCCUGGGAGGCUUUGACGCCCUCCAGGCCAUGAAGGUGAAGAAGCGGCAGGGGUUGGGCUUGCCGCUGCUGCCCGAGGACAGCAUCCAGGUCAUGCGCAGCAUGCGGGCGGCCUCUCCUCCCGCUUACGCCAUUGAGCUGGUGGAGCAGCAGCAGAAACGGAGCCACCGGAGCAGGAGGCCUCUGAUGAAGCAGGAUAGCUUGGACAUCUACAAUGAGCGGGACCCCUUCAAGAGCGAUGAGGCUCUGGUGGACGAGGAGGAAGCCGAGGACAUCAACAAUGGGAUGGAAGGGGAGCUGGAUCUCUUGGAGCGGGACACGGUCAUCCAAGCUCUGUCAGUCCCACGCCCGCCUGUCGAGAGGGUCUCCUUCCCCAAGGGGCUUCCCUGGGCCCCCAAAGUCAGACAGAAGGACAUAGAACAUUUCCUGGAGGCAAGCAGAAACAAGUUCAUUGGAUUCACGCUUGGGCAGGACACGGAUACUUUAGUAGGGUUACCGCGCCCCAUCCAUGAAAGUGUGAAGACCCUAAAACAGCAUAAAUACGUCUCAAUCUCUGAAGUGCAGAUCAAGAACGAGGAGGAGAUGGAGAAGUGUCCCAUGUCCUUGGGGGAAGAGGACGUGCAGGAAACUCCCUGCGAAAUACUCUACCGGGUGAUGCUGUACAACUUCCCACAGUACAUGAUAGCCUUGCUAAAGGUCCUUUUGGCUGCAGCGCCAACCUCCAAAGCCAAGACGGACUCGAUCAACAUCCUGGCAGACGUGUUACCUGAGGAGAUGCCCAUCACAGUCCUUCAGAGCAUGAAACUGGGGAUCGACGUGAACAGGCACAAAGAGAUCGUUGUGAAGAGCAUCUCAGCCUUGCUACUUCUGCUCCUGAAGCAUUUCAAACUGAACCACGUUUAUCAGUUUGAGUAUGUCUCUCAGCACCUGGUGUUUGCAAACUGCAUCCCGUUGAUUCUGAAGUUCUUCAACCAGAACAUCAUGUCCUACAUAACUGCCAAAAACAGCAUAGCUGUCCUGGAUUAUCCCUCCUGUACUGUCCACGAGUUACCAGAACUCAACGCUGAAAGCCUGGAAGUGGGAGACAACAACCAGUUUUGUUGGAGGAACCUCUUCUCCUGCAUCAACCUGCUGAGGAUCCUCAACAAACUGACCAAGUGGAAACAUUCCAGGACAAUGAUGUUGGUGGUCUUCAAGUCUGCUCCUAUUUUGAAACGGGCUCUGAAAGUGAAGCAAGCCAUGAUGCAGCUCUAUGUCCUGAAGCUGCUGAAGAUCCAGACCAAGUAUCUUGGGCGCCAGUGGAGAAAGAGCAACAUGAAAACAAUGUCUGCCAUCUACCAGAAAGUGCGCCAUCGCAUGAAUGACGAUUGGGCAUACGGCAAUGAUAUCGAUGCUCGGCCAUGGGACUUCCAAGCAGAAGAAUGCACUUUACGAGCCAAUAUUGAAGCCUUUAAUAGCCGGAGGUAUGAUAAACCCCAGGACUCUGAAUUUGCUCCAGUGGACAACUGCUUGCAGAGCGUGUUGGGGCAGCAGCUGGAACUCCCUGAGGAUUUCCAUUACUCUUACGAACUAUGGCUGGAGAGAGAAGUGUUUUCGCAGCCCAUCCGCUGGGAAGAACUGUUAUGCUAUCAGUGACAGUACUGGGAAGUUGAAGUUGAACCAAAUGCUGUCUUGGUCUCCAAAUAAUAGGUGCUGAGUUCCGGGGAAAAGGGGCGGUCCUUCUGUGUUUGGCAUUUUUUAUGACUGGCAGGGAGCUUUUUACAAUGAGUCGAAAUGUUACACAUCUUAAAUAUAAUGCCUUCAUCCUUGCUAGAGUCUUCCCUUUUCUCUCUGACUACUUCAGUCUACUGUAAAUGGGCCUGCAAGUAGCAAUAAAGGUCCUGAUUCUGAUCCAUUUAAACUGAUCUGUCUUGAAUAUUAUAUAUUUAAAGAUCUUAUAUUGAUGAGCUUUCCUCUCCUGCUUGCUUUAGUGUGAUGGUUAAUGUGUAUGCCAAGUUCUCCAAGACUUGGGUCACUAUUAUGAGCAAUUCAUGUGUCUGAUUUGUCUGAGCAAAUCUGUACCUUUUUAAAUCUUGUGACACUCCAUGCAGUUUGCUUCCCUAGAAACUGCAAAGUCCAAGGUUCAUUAAAAACAAGAUGCAUGUGUCAGAUUCACACCUAGCUGUAUUCCCAAGGGCAUCCAGGCGUGGAAACUACUUAUGGGAGUGAUUCUUUAAACAAAAAACAGUACACACAGAUGUACUUUGGGGAUCCAAUAACAAGAGAAUUUCUCUGUGCAUGUCCAGAAAGAAAAUUUCUUAGUGUUUGUUUCCAUUAUCUCUACUUACUCAUAUUGUAAAAAAGGUUUUACCUGUUCAUGUUUUAAGGAUGUCUUUGUACAUCACACAACCUUUGAUUCAUAGGAUCUUUCAUGAGUUAUUUAAUAUUUUGUGUGUGUGUGAGAGAUUACCACAAAAUGCAGGGUACGGCAGUGGGUGGAUUGCUGUGCCGGAGAUGAAGCCAAAUUAGACUCUGUCAGGACAGCUACAGCCAGCCCUGAAACAUUUAGGUUUACUGAAAAAUUCUGUUUACUUUUAGUGUGCAAGAGAAAUUUUUACAGGUAGAAUGUAUAACACUGGAAAGUCGCCUUCUCUGUAAAAUGCAAGUAAGGGGAUUUUAAUUCCUCUUUGUUCCCUCUGCACCUAUUAGUAUAUGCAUUUGUCAGAAUGCCUGGAUGUUUGUCCAUACUACCUCUUAAAGGUGCAAAAGAGCACCACAAAUUAUUCCACUGUUUGAAGAAACAUGCAAGCAUCUUAUAUAAAGGCGUAGUGUGUUUAUUUAGCUCCGUGCUAGAUGUGUGAAUACCAGAAAUUGUUCCAUAGUUUAUUGGUAUUACUGGGAGCCAGAUAUGCAUGUUAUCCAUUCUGGUGAAGCAUCUACAUACUUUAAAUCCUCUUGCAACUUUAAGCUUCAUUUUUAACGUGAGACUUUGUCCUUUUCUCUGAACCCCUCUUGCAGAGCAAAUAUCUCUUUAAAACAAGAACUCAGUGUUAACUUUUAUCAGGGUGGUUCUUAUUUGGAAACCAAAAACCUAAUUUUUAAUUUUUUGUAUUGUACCAGCAUGUACUAUUAGAUAGUAGGCAAAUACUGCAGAUCACUUUUGCGUAUUCUUGACAAACAGCUAUAAACACAAGUUCCCAAAAUACAUGUAUUAUCUGUUACUGUGGAGUGAGAAUAUUUCUUUCCUAGUGUGAAUUGUGACAAAGCAUUUUUCAAGGAAAUUGCCAUAUUAAGUCAGUCCAAAAGCACAAGUUAUAACCAAGAAUAAA
Molecule: messenger RNA, 4238 nt
Organism: Rhineura floridana
Lineage: Eukaryota; Metazoa; Chordata; Lepidosauria; Squamata; Rhineuridae
Gene: STRIP2
Product: striatin interacting protein 2
Exons: 21
Coding region: 109-2565 (818 amino acids)
Biological process (GO): cytoskeleton organization
Cellular component (GO): cytosol
Source: RefSeq, a predicted model, not a curated record